Molecule: messenger RNA, 4175 nt
Organism: Malurus melanocephalus (red-backed fairy wren)
Lineage: Eukaryota; Metazoa; Chordata; Aves; Passeriformes; Maluridae
Gene: HPSE
Product: heparanase
Cellular component (GO): membrane; extracellular matrix
Molecular function (GO): hydrolase activity, acting on glycosyl bonds
Source: RefSeq, a predicted model, not a curated record
UGGAUACCCCAUCCCUGGCAGCGUUCAGUGCCAGGUUGGAUGGAGCUCUGAGCAACCUGAUCUAGUGGGAGGAGUCCCAGCCCGUUGUGGGCGUUUGGAACUACCCAAGCCAUUCUGCGAUCCUAAGCCAUUCCUGCUCAGUGGCUGCAGCCGGCCCUUUCCCAAGAGGCCUCCCGGGCAAGGCCAGCUGUUGCCAAAGGAGUUUCUGCACAGGCUGGACGCUGCAGGGAGCGCCGCGGGGCAGCCCCAGAGSCUGCUUGAACAUUUUUCGUAACAGUAUUUCCAAGUUUCACGGCCGUGUAAUGAAGAAAUACACUUGUAUAACAGUGUAGCGGGGGAGAUGGGUUUGAGCCUGAGAUCGGUUUCCCGCAGUGGAGAMCGUAGCCGCGGUGCCAGGCUGAAAUCUCGGCCCUGGAGCUGCAGCGUUCAGCCUGUAGCCAUUUUCCAGCCCGGUGUUUGUACACGGAAAUGCCCAGGGCCGCUCGGGCAGGGCACGAUGCUGGAGGCGGCGGCUGCAAAGCUGCAAAGGUAUGAGCAGGAAAGGAACCAGCUGGAAACACAGGUUCAUUUUGCAAUGGUUGAGGCGUUUGGGUAACCCCGAGUUUCGGGUGCCUUGGCGCUGAUUUGAGGCUCGAAGAUGCUGUUGGAGCCCUUCCAGAGGGUGAGGACGGUUCUGCCCCCGCCAGCCCGGUUCUCCCCGGCGGGAGCGGAGCGCUGGCCCGCCCUCCGAGGGGGUGGUGCUGGCGGCGGCGGUGCGGCGGGCCGGGAGCGGAGGAUGCUGCUGCUGCUGCUGCUGCUGCCGGCGCUUCUGCUGCUGCUGCCGGCGCUGGCUGAGGGGCAGAGGGCGGCGGUGCUGCGGCUGGGGCUCCGGGGCAGCCCCCGGGCCGAGGUGAACCCGGCUUUCCUCUCCCUCACCCUUGACGCCAGCCUCGCCCGGGACCCGCGCUAUGUCGCCUUGCUCAGCAAUUCCAAACUGCGUGCCCUGGCAACRGCCCUGUCCCCAGGUUUCCUGAGGUUUGGUGGCACGGAGACAGAUUUUCUUAUCUUUGAUCCAAACAAGGAUUCAACUUCAGAAGAAAAAGUCCUCUGGGAACUUCAGACACAGCAAGAGGCUUGUGGCUUGAGGCCURCAUUUGCUGCUGUCGAGAAGCUGCUGCUGGCCCAAUGGCCCAGCCAGGAGAAGCUGAUUCUUGCCGAGCAGAACCGGAAAAAACACAAAAACACCACCAUUACAAAAAAUACACUGGAUAUUCUCUACARCUUUGCAAACUGCUCAGGGUUUCACCUGAUCUUCGGACUCAACGCCUUGCUGCGGAAAGGUGGYUUGCAGUGGGACAGCUCAAAUGCCCAGACACUGCUGGACUACUGUGCUUCCCAGAGAUACAACAUCUCCUGGGAACUUGGGAAUGAGCCCAACAGCUUCAGGAAGAAAUCSGGCAUCCACAUCGAUGGCUUCCAGCUGGGGCAAGAUUUUAUUCACUUACGCCAACUUCUGAAUAACUAUGCUCUCUACCAGCAUGCCAAGCUCUAYGGUCCUGAUGUUGGGCAGCCCCGAAAGCACACUCAGAGGCUGCUGAAAAGCUUCCUGAAAUCAGGAGGGAAGGCGAUYGACUCUGUCACAUGGCACCACUACUAUGUGAAUGGACGGAGUGCAACAAGAAGGGAUUUCUUGAGUCCUGAAGUGCUGGAUACCUUUGCCAUAGCCAUAUAUGAAGUCUUGGAGAUUGUUGACGGUACCGUGCCAGGCAAGAAAGUCUGGCUGGGAGAGACGAGCUCUGCCUAUGGAGGAGGAGCUCCCAGAUUGUCCAACACUUACGUUGCUGGCUUUAUGUGGUUGGACAAACUCGGGCUUUCAGCCAGGCAGGGSAUUGAUGUGGUGAUGAGACAGGUUUUCUACGGGGCAGGGACAUAUCACCUGGUGGAUGCCAACUUUGAGCCUUUGCCGGACUACUGGCUGUCACUGCUCUACAAGAAGCUGGUGGGUACCAAGGUGCUGCAGGUUGGCCUGGCAGGAGCUGACAAGAGGAAACUCCGUGUCUACCUCCACUGCACAAACAACCUCAACCCAAAGUACAGAGAAGGGGAUGUGACACUGUUUGCCUUAAACCUCUACAAUGUUACCCAACAUUUGGAGCUACCGAAUUCCCUAUCGAGCAAGCACGUGGAUCAGUACCUCUUACUGCCUCAUGGCAAAGAGAAUAUUCUUUCCAGGUCUAUUGAGCUGAACGGCCGGGUGCUACGGAUGCUGGAUGAUGAAACACUGCCAGAGCUUAUGGAAAAGCCCCUUGGUCCUGGCAGCCUGCUCGGCCUUCCAGCCUUCUCCUAUGGCUUUUAUGUUAUCAAAAAUGCCAAAGCUCUUGCUUGCAUUUAAUUGGUCAUUAUACACACUCAGGAUAAAUGUAAAGCACUUGGCUAGUAGGGAAUUCUAAUCCUAGAAAUUCACAUUUCUACCACAGGAUUUAAUUCUGGUAAAGGAUGUGGCAGCACUAGUAUGAACUGUGAGAUGGGGAAGACAUAAGACCCCACAGGGUAAUUGGUGAGGGAUGCUUGUUCAGCUCCCARGAGAAUUAUCCAGGUAGAGCAAGACCAGGCAGGGGCUGAUUUGCUCUUGAUCCAGCCUGUCACUGUACUUGAGCAUGGAACCCUUCUCCAUACCACACACGGAGCCACAUCAACUUCUCACACUGCUCAGAGCUCUGCCAGCYCAGGCACUGCAACCUCCCCUCUCCCUCACUUUUGUGCAAGCAAGCUCCUAAAGCAGCUUCUUCAAAAGCUUACCUACAGAAAGGAUGAGCAGAGUUUUUAUUUGACCUGCACAGCUGUGACUUUGCACUAUGUGGAGAACCUGAGAAGGGGUUUAUGUUUGCUGAGGGCAUUGUGGGGUGGAAAGCAUGGGCAUGCAAAGCAACCCAAUGUCAGAGUGCUUGCAGGAGGAAAGGCCUGGCAGAGAAACCAGGUCGCCUACCAGAUUUGGGGCAGCACCACACACUAUACUCUCAAGCUAGGUGAGUUCAGUCACAAGAUGGAGCUGUGGCUAUGUUUUUGACACAGGRAAUGCAGGCUAUUCCUGUAGGGUGGUCUACCACUGUUAUCACACACUUUGUCCCUGCAAGGAAAGGAGAGGAGCCCCCCCAGUGCCCUGGAAAAAACCCUCAGUUUUUAGUGAACUGCAYGGGGAGUUCGUGACUCCUCAGCCUUCACCACCCUGCAGGCAGCUCAGCUGGGAAGGACUUCCCUGAAACCUAUUCACAGGCAAAGCUAUCUCUGCUUUACACUCCCUAAUGCACUCAGGUCUCUUCCAUCCUCGAGGAAAUGGGAUAGGAAAGAGGCUGAGCAAACCACUCACCCCUGAAACACCAGAGGGAUGUCGGUGACCUUAGAGCAUUGUGGGGACAGAACUGUUCAGCCAGGCUCACAUCCUUCCCGCAAGAGAAACAACAAUUUUGGCCAGAAGUCUGUGUCGGUGGUGGCUUUUCUCCUCAGCUGUGCCUUCCCCAUGCACACCCUGUUGCAGUUUGUUGUCCAACCUGUCCACACAGGCUGCUGGUGCCCAGGGCAACAAGAAGCCUCAGACAGCACCUGUGGCCUCCUGUACAUWUUUAUUUGCAUCUACUUUUCUUGGAGAUAUACAAUCCACACCACUGUCAACGCCUUAUGAUAUUUUGAGCACAGCAGGGAAAAACAAYCCCACACUACUGUACUUCCCUUUUUAAGAUUUAAAAAGAUGCUAUCAGCUACAUGGGGUUUAACACAGGACAGAGAACCUUUUUUAAUCAGAGGACUUUCAGAACUGAUGUACUUUUGUAGCUGUGAUGAAAACCUGCACACUAGAAAGAUUAUACUUGAGUUCAGUGUGUCAAAGGAGUGUGUGCAUCCACAGAAGAGAUGCAUUCUGUGAAGGGUUAGGUAUCAGGGGAUAAUAUAGAUCAGAAAUGAGGAAGGCUGAGUUUGUUUACAUUGUCCAAGCUUCRUAAAAGAAGUAAAGAGAGUGUAAGACGGAGUGGAAAGUCUUACAUACAGUCGGCAUAAAGUUAAUAAUAUAUAAUUAUUAUAAAAAUGUAAGUCACAACUAAAACAUCAGUUAUUAUUUGCCUGGUAGCUUUAGAACUUUUCAAAAAGUUUGUUUUAUUCCAAUGCUUGUGAGUUUUGUAUUUAAAGAUUUUAAUUAAAGCAUU